Molecule: messenger RNA, 1657 nt
Organism: Leptidea sinapis
Lineage: Eukaryota; Metazoa; Arthropoda; Insecta; Lepidoptera; Pieridae
Product: zinc finger protein 684-like
Exons: 2
Coding region: 120-1370 (416 amino acids)
Source: RefSeq, a predicted model, not a curated record
CAAAAGUUACUUACAUUUAUAAAGAAAUAUUUCUUAUACAGAACUGGAGUGUAAUUAGUUUUUAGCGUAUCGUAUUUAAUCUAUGAAAUCAAUUAAGAAACCUGUAUUAUUAUUCAAAUAUGUGUAACGAUAUCGACAUGUCAUCCAAAUUAACUGUUCACAGAAUUGACGAUAGUAAUAAUAUAAAGUAUUUGUACAUAACUAUAGAUGAAAAAGAUAACAGUAAAUGUAAAUUUGGCAAUUGGGUUGAUGGUAAGGCAGAAUUAAAAAGGAAAGAUACAGAAAAAUUAAGGUUUGUUGUUAAGAUUACGACCGGCGAAGAUAAUACACCGUUUAAUAUAGAACAAUUAGCGAAAUUAAUAAAUGUAACAGAAGAUAAUCAAAAAUCUGUUCUACAUAAUUAUGUACGUAAUCCUACAUCUUCUAGCAAAGAGCCAGAUAGUGACAGAUUUGUCGAAAGCCCAUCUAAUAAUAUGUUCAAUGUAAAUGUGACCAAAAAACAAACUGCCGAAAGUAUAAACAAUCUCCUUAAGAUUAAACAAAGAAAUAUCAACGGUGAUGACACGAGUCCAUUAGAAUACACUCUACAAAGAGUAAAAGAAAAUAAUGCUAAAAUUUUGGAGAAUAUCAGUUUAUUGAACAAAACACUGAAUUACACGAAAAAGAAAGAGAUAAACGAUUUAUUUUGUUCCAAACCGUUGCGUUCCUAUCCAUGUGAAACUUGUGGCAAAUGUUUCGUUUACGAAACAGGUCUCCGGAGGCACUACCUUGUGAGACACGCCAGCACAGAUAACCAACCUCGUUGGCAAAUUGUUUGGACUUGCGCUGUAUGCUUUCAGGUUUGGCCACGUAAAGAUUUAGCAACGCAUCACUCAAAUUUCUGCUGCGAAUCAGAGAAGGAAACUCCCAGUAUCCGAGAAAUAAAAACAUCAUCACUAAUUCAAUGCGAGUUUUGUGAAAAAGUUUUCACCAGCAUACCACGUCUUCUGAAUCAUUGUAAGAUUCACUCAUCAAUGAAGAACUAUGAGUGUAAUGCUUGUAAGAUUGGAUUUGUGUCAUAUAAGAUAGCUGAACAACAUUGGCUUUUGUGCCCUUGGGUAUCAAUCUGCUAUAAGUUUUCACUACCAAAGAUGUUACUUUGUAGUUCAUGUGACCGUAAAUUUAGGAAUUAUGAUCAUCUAUACAAUCACAAGUACAAGACCAGUCAUUUUUUGUCCAAAAAUAAAUAUGAAAAUGAUGUGAAAUGUGCUGUAUAUCAAUGUGAAUUGUGCGCUAAAAUAUUUGAAGACACUGAACAACUAGAAACACACAGAAGUCAUAGUCAUCCACGCUACAACCCUAUUAUUCUUUAUAAUAACUGUAUGUUUUGAUAUUCUCCAAUUAUUGACUUUUAUUUUAGUAUUUUUUUUUUUAAUCCGUUUAAUUUCUAAUUUUCUUUUCAGAGAAAUGAUACAUCUAGAUUAUUGUUUUCAAAAUUUAUCUGGUGGUAGGGGUACUAACAAUAACAGAUGCAUAAGCACAUCUGUGUACAAACUGAACAAAUUUUUAUCCAAGCCACUAUGUCAUUACAUCAAAAGUAUAUACCCUUGUUAAUGUUUCAAUUGCCUAAUAUAAUAUUGUUUGCUUAUAAAUAAAUAUUUUGAACUGUACAUUUUAA